Pimephales promelas (fathead minnow) is the source of this 2152-nucleotide messenger RNA. The record is from RefSeq and is a predicted model, not a curated record. NCBI's taxonomy places the organism in Eukaryota, Metazoa, Chordata, Actinopteri, Cypriniformes, Leuciscidae.
CAGAAGCUCCUCCCUCUUACAACACUGACCAGGAAGAGACGGACUUGUUAUUUCUCUUUUCUGCCAUACUGACUUUGUCUCGACAAAAGCAAUAAAGAAUCAGCGAUCAGUGGAGUACGAAGAGAAAAACUUUACAGAAGAAUUUGAGAAGUUUCUUCCUGAACAAGUUUGAUUCUGAUCUUUGUGAUUCUCAUGGUGAUUCAUUUUUAAAACCGUCGUUCAGAAAGUGAAAGUAAAGUUUAGAUUGCUGGAGCUCAAACAGUGGAAAUGGCUUCACUAAAUGUUUCUGCUGAAGAACUUUCUUGUCCUGUGUGCUGUGAAAUCUUCAAGACUCCUGUUCUUUUAUCCUGUAGUCACAGUUUCUGUAAAGAGUGUCUUCAACAGUUCUGGAGAACCAAGACAUCUCAGGAGUGUCCUGUCUGCAGGAGAAGAUCCUCAAAACCUCAUCCUCCAGUGAAUCUUGCAUUAAGAAACUUGUGUGAGUCGUUCCUGAAGGAGAGAAAUGAGAGGCUCAGUGAAGAACUUUCUUGUCCUGUGUGCUGUGAAAUCUUCAAGACUCCUGUUCUUUUAUCCUGUAGUCACAGUUUCUGUAAAGAGUGUCUUCAACAGUUCUGGAGAACCAAGACAUCUCAGGAGUGUCCUGUCUGCAGGAAAAGAUCCUCAAAACAUAAUCCUCCAGUGAAUCUUGCAUUAAGAAACUUGUGUGAGUCGUUCCUGAAGGAGAGAAAUGAGAGGCGUUCAUCAGGGUCUGAGGAGAUCUGCAGUUUACACAGUGAGAAACUCAAGCUCUUCUGUCUGGAGGAUAAACAGCCUGUGUGUAUCGUGUGUGUUACUUCACAACAACAUGACAAUCAUAAAUUCAGACCCAUCAGUGAAGUGGUUUCAUCAUAUAAGGAGGAGCUCAAUACAGCACUGAAGACCUUACAGGAGAAACUGAAACACAAUAGAACAAUGAAAGCAGAGUUUGAGGAAACAGUUCAACACAUCAAGGCUCAAGCUGAGCACACAGAGCGUCAGAUUAAACAGCAGUUUGAGAAGCUUCAUCAGUUUCUCCGAGAUGAAGAAGAAGCUACAGUCACUGCACUGAGGGAGGAAGAGGAGCAGAAGAAGCAGAUGAUGAAGGAGAAGCUGGAGGAGAUGAACACACACAUCUCAGCUCUUUCACACACACUCAAAGACAUGGAGGAGAUGAUGAAAGCCAGUGACGUCUGCUUUCUGAAGGAGUUUCCAGUCUCAAUGGAAAGAGUCCAGAGCUCACGGCCGGAUCCACAGAUGGCUUCUGGAGCUUUGAUUCAUGUGCCACGAUACUUGGGCAACCUGCCGUUCAGAGUCUGGAAGAAGAUGCAGGACAUCGUCCAAAACACUCCUGUGAUUCUGGAUCCAAACACUGCGAAUCCACGUCUCGUCCUGUCUGAUGAUCUGACCAGUGUGAGAAACAGCGGGAACAGACAAACUCUUCCUGAUAAUCCAGAGAGAUUUGACUGGUAUCUCUGUGUUCUGGGUUCAGAGGGAUUUAACUCAGGAACACACUGCUGGGAUGUGGACGUUACAGAGAGUGAAUUCUGUAUUCUUGGAGUAACUACAGCAUCAAAACAGAGGAAGGGAGACGGUUUCUUCAACACUGAUGUCUGGAGAGUGGAGUAUGAUCCGUACGAACUGUAUUUUAGUUCUAGUUUUCCUGUUAAACAGAAGCUUGAUCGUGUGAGAGUGAAUCUGGACUAUAAUGGAGGAACGGUGUCGUUCUCUGAUCCUGUAACUAACACACAUAUACACACACUCACAGACACCUUCACUGACACACUCUUUCCAUUCUUCUGGUGUUUUUCUGGCUCUCUGAGGAUCUUAGCAGUCAAUAGUCAGUACUUUACACUCCUGUAGAUCUGGAUCUUCCUGCUUUCAUCAUGUUUCCAAUAUUUACUCCAUCUCACAUGAGUAAGAGUGCUGUUGAUCUGAGUGUCAGUACGGUGGCUGUGAUUGGGCCGUGAUGAUCACAUGACUGAUAUCCAGCACUACAGCAACACUCAGAUCAAUAAACAUCAAGUUUUCAUUUAUAUUCCACUUCACACAAUUAGACCCAUUAGAGACCGUUUUAGCAUUCAUGUUUUCAGGAGAACUGACAUUUACCACAUUAUUUCACUCAAUCUGUGUUUAU